This is a messenger RNA of Raphanus sativus (radish), 543 nucleotides long. Its product is annotated as disease resistance-like protein DSC2. The coding region runs from base 1 to 543 and encodes 180 amino acids. Lineage: Eukaryota; Viridiplantae; Streptophyta; Magnoliopsida; Brassicales; Brassicaceae. The record is from RefSeq and is a predicted model, not a curated record. The transcript is spliced from 3 exons.
AUGCGGGGGAGCAAAUUUGAGAAGCUGUGGGAAGGAAUCCAGUCGCUUAAGAAUCUCAAGCGGAUGGAUUUGAGUGACAGCAGGAGCUUGAAAGAGAUUCCAGAUCUUUCAAACGCCACUAACCUCGAGUCAUUGCUUCUCUCGUUCUGCACGAGUCUGUUGGAAAUUCCUUCCUCUAUUGGAAACGCCACUAGUCUUAAGACAUUGGAUCUCAGUUGCACAAAGAUCACCACAAAUAUCCAAGAACUCAAUCUGAGUAGUUCAGCUAUCGAAGAAUUGCCUUCAUCUAUCAGGCUGUGGUCUCGUCUCUAUAAACUAGAUAUGCAUAAGUGCAAAGGCCUGAAGGUGUUUCCCCCUGUUCCUGAAGGAAUUGAAGAGCUGGACUUGAGUGAAAACGUUAAUAGAAGAAGUUCCUCCGUGGAUCGAGAAUCUCUCUCGGCUUCGACACUUUGCUAUGUUCAGAUGCUGGAAGCUGGACAACGUUUCAUUGUCAAGAAUAUCCAAGAUGGUAGGAGUUUCUUGUAUGCAAAUUACUCGUGGUGA